AUGCUGCGCUUUUCGUUUAGACGGCUCGUCUUGCUUCUGGCUAUUAUAGCCAGCAUGUUUCUCUCCAUGUCGCUCAUCCUCGGCUCCGACAUCGCUGUACCCCAGAGCAUCACCGACAUGGAUAAAAUUGGAGAGUCCAUGCAGAAGAACAAGGAGUCUAUUUAUAAGACACUCGACAAGGGAAAGCAAUCGCUCUACGAAACGGUCGAUAAAGGCAGACAAACUGUAGCGGAAACUACCGAUAAGGCCAGCCAAGCUAUCCACAAGAACAUUCUGAACCCGCUGCUCAACCCGAGCCACGCCCCUCCACGCAAGGACAAUGACAACUUCAAGGGCUCAUCCUGGAUGCCCAAUUUGCAGUGGCUGUCUGUUCCGUUUUCCAAAAAGGCUAGUCUGGACGACAGAAUCGUCUUGCCUCCUCUGCCUAAGCGCCAACCCGUCUACUGCUACUACGACUCGACCAAGGACAAGCCCAAGGAAGUCAAGGAUGCUGAAAGCGACUUGCUUCUGACCUGGCGCCGUGCUUGGUGGGCACAAGGUUUCAGGCCACAGAUUCUCGGCUAUGCAGAUGCAAUGAACAACCCUCUCUACGCAGAAAUGCAGAAGAAGACGACCCAGGACAGCAGCCUCAACGAUAACGUCAUGCGAUGGCUUGCUUGGGAUGCUCUAGGUGGUGGAAUCCUAGUUCAGCACACCCUGUUCCCCAUGGCCCAUGAUGACAACGUUCUCUCCUACCUCCGCCGCGGAGAGCUGAUUGGACUGCAGCGUUGGUCAUACCUUGACGACGGCAUCUAUACCGGCGACAAGCAGACCCUGACAAAGGCACUCCGUGGCCUCCUGCAUAAUAGCAAGACGGCCUCGCUUACUCACUUUAAAACCGGGGAACCUGUCCACACGGUAUAUGAAGCCCUCGACCCAAACUUGUUUAAACUCGAUGAGGAUGGCUCCCCCUUUGCAUACUACAGCAACAGCACUAUUCACAAAAAAUAUGAGAAGUUGGUGAAGAACGGUGAAGUUGACAUUGGUGCGCUUAACGGGCUUGUAAAUGCUCAUCUUCAGAGCACAUGGCAACAGCGAUUUUCCGGCGGCAUCGAGGUUAUGCAUACUCAUGCACAGCACAUGGGCGAACUACUUGGCAAAGGUGACAAGUUAGCAGAGUCAUUGCGAACCUGUCAAGAAAGCCCCCUGCCGGAUAGUUGCCCUCCAAACAACGCCAAAUGCACGCCCUGCUCCGCAUCCACCUCGAUGAAAGUCAAGGCCACCGAGAGCUUUCACAAUAAAACCAAUGUCUACACCAUUGGUAUUGUGCCACACCCAUGGACCUAUGCCGUCCUCAAGAAUAUGCGAGAGGAUCUGGAUACUGCAUUUAUCAAGGCUGAAAUCCCUCCAAACGACUGGGUUGAGACCAUUACUAAAGACGUUCUUGCUAAGGCUAAUGUCGAUAAGCGUGUUCUCAGCUACAAGCAGAUUGUGGCUGGAGAAGGAGCCUUGGCUUCUUCGUUAUGGCUAUCAUCAGAACGCCAGUUUCCUGAUGAUUUGGAAUGGCACUUUGGGUUUAGCAUCCCUAAGCCAGAGUCCAAAGACACGGACGAUGAUGAAGCGGUCAAAAGCUCAAAGGAGGAAAGCGCAAAGGAACUUGUGCUCAUCAGCCACGCCCACCAGGUGAUUGCCUUGGAUAAGUCUACUGACAAGACCAAGUUACGGGCGGAGCUCGAGGAGUGGAGCAUGGCUGAUACCGAGGCUUGGAGAUUCACGAGAGCCAUGCAAGCACGAAGACAGCUGGAGCGCAACAAUUUUGAAAAGGAGGAAGCCAAGUAUGCCCAGGGCGCGGGAUCCGAGAAGGGGCGCAGCCGCUGGAGCAAGUGGAAUGACCAAAAAGAAGACACAAAACGUGCUGUAAUGUAA
Molecule: messenger RNA, 1905 nt
Organism: [Torrubiella] hemipterigena
Lineage: Eukaryota; Fungi; Ascomycota; Sordariomycetes; Hypocreales; Clavicipitaceae
Source: the annotation of a GenBank genome assembly